This is a messenger RNA of Hevea brasiliensis (rubber tree), 2646 nucleotides long. RefSeq names its product nucleolar GTP-binding protein 1. The transcript has 3 exons. The coding region runs from base 171 to 2213 and encodes 680 amino acids. Gene Ontology annotation, cellular component: nucleolus. NCBI's taxonomy places the organism in Eukaryota, Viridiplantae, Streptophyta, Magnoliopsida, Malpighiales, Euphorbiaceae. The record is from RefSeq and is a predicted model, not a curated record. Gene Ontology annotation, biological process: ribosomal large subunit biogenesis. Gene Ontology annotation, molecular function: RNA binding; GTPase activity; GTP binding.
CGAAUGACAAAACCUACGCAAACCGCACGGGUCUUCUCUCUUCCGUAAACCCUAGACAGGGCCGCUGCCGAGCCCAACAUCAGGACUCUCCCCUCAAAUAUAUCCCAGAACUUCAAUUUCAUCUUUUUGUUUCUCAUCCGUUGAUUUCGAUUGCAAAAUAAACUAAAAAGAUGGUUCAGUAUAAUUUUAAGAAGAUCACUGUGGUCCCAAGUGGGAAGGAUUUCAUUGACAUUAUCCUCUCGCGAACGCAAAGGCAAACACCAACAGUUGUACAUAAGGGAUAUGCCAUUUCUCGUCUGCGUCAGUUUUACAUGCGCAAAGUCAAGUACACCCAGCAGAAUUUUCAUGAGAAGUUAUCUACAAUUAUUGAGGAGUUUCCACGACUGGAUGACAUCCACCCAUUCUAUGGUGACCUCCUCCAUGUCCUCUACAACAAAGACCAUUACAAGCUUGCCCUUGGUCAAGUAAACACUGCCAGGAAUCUCAUUAGCAAGAUAGCUAAGGAUUAUGUGAAAUUGUUGAAGUAUGGUGACUCUCUUUAUCGGUGCAAAUCUCUGAAAGUUGCUGCUCUUGGUCGCAUGUGUACUGUGAUUAAGAGGAUUGGCCCUAGUUUAGCUUAUCUGGAGCAAAUAAGACAACAUAUGGCAAGGCUACCUUCAAUUGAUCCCAAUACUCGAACUAUUUUGAUUUGUGGGUAUCCUAAUGUAGGCAAGAGUUCUUUCAUUAACAAGAUCACUAGGGCUGAUGUGGAUGUCCAACCUUAUGCAUUCACUACUAAGUCACUCUUUGUGGGUCAUACAGAUUAUAAGUACUUGAGGUACCAAGUCAUUGAUACACCAGGGAUUCUGGACCGACCUUUUGAAGAUCGUAAUAUCAUUGAGAUGUGCAGUAUCACAGCUCUGGCACAUCUACGAGCUGCUGUGCUGUUCUUCUUGGACAUCUCAGGAUCAUGUGGCUAUAGCAUUGCCCAACAAGCUGCUCUAUUCCAUAGUAUCAAGUCUCUAUUUAUGAACAAACCUUUGAUCAUUGUCUGCAACAAGACUGAUUUGCAGCCACUUGAAGGGAUAUCUGAGGAAGACAAGAAAUUGGUCUUGGAGAUGAAGGCAGAAGCUAUGAAAACUGUGAUUGGUCAAGGAGGUGAACCUACAAAUGGUGAUGGUGUGCUUUUGACAAUGAGCACUUUGACUGAAGAGGGUGUGAUUGCCGUGAAGAAUGCAGCUUGUGAAAGGUUACUGGAUCAGCGAGUGGAAUUGAAGAUGAAAUCUAAAAAGAUAAAUGACUGCUUAAAUCGGUUCCAUGUUGCAAUUCCAAAGCCACGUGACCAGAAAGAAAGGCCACCUUGUAUACCUCAGUCAGUUUUGGAAGCUAAGGCAAAGCAGGCAGCACAGAUGGCAGAGAAGGAAAAGAGAAAAACUGAAAAGGAUUUGGAAGAUGAAAAUGGUGGUGCAGGUGUAUACUCAGCAAAUUUGAGGAAGAAUUACAUCUUAGCCAAUGAUGAAUGGAAAGAUGAUGUAUUGCCUGAAAUUCUGGAUGGUCACAAUGUUUAUGACUUCAUUGAUCCUGAUAUCUUACAGAGACUUGAGGAGUUGGAAGAAGAAGAAGGUAUGCGGCAAGCAGAGGAGGAAAAUGAGGAUUUUAAGAUGGAUGGUGAGGAAUUAACCCCAGAAGAGCAAGCAGCUUUGGCUGAGAUCAGGAAAAAGAAAAGCUUACUCAUUCGAGAGCACAGGAUGAAGAAGAGCACCGCAGAGAGUCGGCCCACUGUACCUAGAAAAUUUGACAAGGACAGGAAGUUCACAACAGAGAGAAUGGGCAGACAGCUUUCAGCUUUGGGGCUGGAUCCCUCUCUGGCAAUUAAUCGUGCCCGGGGCAGGUCACUCUCUAGGAGGGGCCGCAAAAGAGAGAGGUCACUUGACAAAGGAGAUAAUGAUGCUGGUGAUGCUAUGGAUAUGGAUGUUGACCAACAAAAUAAGAAGCUGCGAAUAAGAUCCAGAUCUCGGUCAAGGUCAAAGUCACGGCCACCAGGUGAGGUUGCCCCUGGAGAGGGCUUUAAGGACUCUGCUCAGAAGGUGAAAGCCCUCAAACUUGCUAAGAAAUCUGUUAAAAAGAGGAACAAGGAUGCUCGCCGAGGAGAGGCAGAUAGAGUUAUUCCUAGUCUCAAACCUAAGCACUUAUUUUCUGGGAAGCGUUCCAUUGGGAAAACCCAAAGACGCUGAUUAUUCAAGAUGCUGAUGGAGUAAAGUUGAGUUCUGAGAUUCAUCUCCCUCCUUCCCGUUUCAGCUGCUUGGAGGGUCUGAGACGACAGGUGGGUUGCAGGAGCUCUUCUUGGAUUUGGUUAGGCUUCGUUAGCCUUUCUUUAAUGGUAGCUAGAACCCUUUUGUUGUGUUUCUUUGGUUGUGAUCGUCGCCCACGGAGGAUGGCAAGGUCGGCGCUGCAAGGUGCUUCAGCUGUUAAUUUGUAAAGGAAUGGGAAAUCUUCAUUGGCCUAAGGUUUCAGCUGGCUGGGCUUUAGGCUUGGGUGUAUCUGUUUGGGCCUGCGGUUUGUGGGCUUAAUUAGAGAUCCUUCUUUUAUCAUGCCUUGGGCAGCGUUGCUGGUGAAUAAAAUUGUCAUCUUUGAAAAAUAAUAAUAAUAAUAAUAAUAAUAAUAGUA